UCAUUUCAAUUAUUAUGUCCCAAGAGUAAGAUAGAAAACUAAGCGGAUCUUCGCGUCACCUAAAACGCUCUUUAAGAUCUCUCUCUCUCACACACACACAGCCACAAUCAAAACAACAGUGUUAAUUUUGUUCCGGUGCAGUCAGUUAAAAAACUGGAAAUUAAGAGAGAGAAAAGUUGAAGCUCCAUUCUGGGAUAAUCAUCACUCAAUCCGUUCGAACUUCGAACCCUAGAGCUCUUGACCUAGGGUUUAAAUACUCGUAUUACUGAUUGUUGCGAGUUUGACAGUGGGGAAGAAUGGCGAAUCAGCGCGUGGCUGCAGUCACCGCGACUCAGGUUGGCUCGUAUUUCGUUCAGCAGUAUUAUCAGGUUUUUCAGCAGCAGCAGGAUUAUGUGUAUCGGUUUUACACUGAUUCCAGCUCUAUGGUUAGAGUUGAUGGAGAAAUCAUCCAUUCUGCUUCCGAUUUGGCGAAAAUCCAUGAACUAAUCAUGUCGCUGAAUUUUACUGGGAUUGAGAUCAAGACAAUAAAUUCCAUCGAGUCUUGGAAUGGAGGUGUUCUUGUCGUUGUUUCUGGUUUUGUCAAGUCAAGUGAUUUCAGUGCUGGAAGGAAAUUUGUGCAGACCUUUUUCCUUGCUCCUCAAGACAAAGGCUAUUUUGUUCUGAAUGAUAUGUUUCAUUUUGCUGACGAGGAUGUGGCAUACCAAUCUUCAGUACCACUAGCACAAGACAAUGUUGAUUAUCAACCUACUAUUUCUAAUCAUCUUCCUGAUCCACCAGUAUCUGACUAUGCAUUGGAGGAAGAGGCCAUGAAUCAUGUUAACUCCAUUCGUAUUGAAGGAGUUGACCCAACUAACGAAUACAAUUAUCAGGAGCAUUAUCAGCCGGACUUGGAGGCCGAGUCUGAACCCGAGUCUGAGCCCGAUCUUGAGGCUCUAAGACGAGAGGAGGAAAAACCCAUCGAAGAAUCAAUUGCAUUGCUUCAAAGUGCAGUGACUGCCCAUAAAGAAACUCAGCCUUCCACAGAGGAACCUGUUGUAGAACCCAAGAAGUUCACUUAUGCUUCUAUAUUGGCGGUUAAAGGAAAAUCUCCAUCGACAUUCGUUUCUCCACCAGCUUUCUCUCAGAGAGCACCACUUGCUACAGAUUGGACUCAUGUCUCACAGCCUACACCCCAGCAGUCGGACCCAAUUCGAUCAAGUUCUCUUGACCAUGCUGUGGAUGAAGCUUUGUCACUAGAAGGGGAAUCAAAAUCCGUCUAUGUGAAGAACUUGCCUCUUACAGUGACAACUCUUGAUAUUCGGCAGGAGUUUCAGAGUUUUGGUCAAAUCAAGUCUGAUGGAGUCUUCUUGAAGAAUCGCCAGGAGACUGGUAUCUGCUUUGCCUUUGUCGAGUUUGAAGAUCUUCAGAGUGUUCAGAAUGCAAUCAAGGCUUCUCCAAUUGUAAUGGAUGGAAAGAACGUCUACAUUGAGGAGAGACGACCAAACACUGGUGCUUCUCGUGGUGGACGAAGGGGCGGAAGAGGCACUGUAGGUGGAAGGUUUCCUGGGAGGGGAAGUUACCAAAAUGGCGGUGAUCAGAACAGAGCUCGAUCCAACACUUACCGUGGCAUUUGAUGAAAUAACCGUCGUCAAAUAUUUUGGUGUGGGCUCUCUCCCUACUCGUGGAGAUGUUGUUUCAGUUUUUUCGAAGUAGAAGCAAAUUCUGCUUCCGUUUUUUAUUCGGAAUGGAAACUUCUUGUAGAGGAACAUUCCCCAGAGUGUUUUUUAGUUUCUUGCUUUUAACCGACACUGCUCUCAUCCUUACCAAUUUUGAGGAGCAUAUUUAUAAUUUGGAACAAUGACCCAUUACAAGGUUAUUUAUUACUUGGGUUU
Erythranthe guttata (spotted monkey flower) is the source of this 1871-nucleotide messenger RNA. Its product is annotated as nuclear transport factor 2. The record is from RefSeq and is a predicted model, not a curated record. Lineage: Eukaryota; Viridiplantae; Streptophyta; Magnoliopsida; Lamiales; Phrymaceae. Gene Ontology annotation, cellular component: cytosol; ribonucleoprotein complex. Gene Ontology annotation, molecular function: mRNA binding.